This is a messenger RNA of Etheostoma spectabile (orangethroat darter), 1043 nucleotides long. RefSeq lists its product as uncharacterized. Gene Ontology annotation, cellular component: nucleus; polytene chromosome. Gene Ontology annotation, molecular function: transcription regulator activity; histone H4K20 methyltransferase activity; protein binding. Gene Ontology annotation, biological process: regulation of transcription by RNA polymerase II; regulation of DNA damage response, signal transduction by p53 class mediator. The record is from RefSeq and is a predicted model, not a curated record. Bases 30 to 1043 code for a protein of 337 amino acids. Lineage: Eukaryota; Metazoa; Chordata; Actinopteri; Perciformes; Percidae. The transcript has 9 exons.
GACUUUACCACCCGUCAUGUGCUGCUUUUAUGUUUGUCUUUAAGUGGAAUGGGAAAACAUGGUGUGUUGAUGCUUCGAGAGAAGACGGGUCAUUUGGACGACUUGUCAACGAUGAGCAUAGACAUCCAAACUGUAGGAUGAAGAAAAUUGAAGUGAACGGAAACCCCCACCUUUGUUUAUUUGCACUCAACAACAUUAAAGAAGGAGAGGAAAUUACAUAUGACUAUGGGGGUGAAGACUGCCCAUGGAGAACACAGAUGAGAGACACAGUUCUGGAAGAUUUGGGGACUGAUGAAUCCAUAUCAGAGAGUGCAGAUCAGAACGUAAAGUUCAAGUCCAAUCCUUUACAGUCAGACAACAAGAUUGAGGACAACACUCAUGAACAGAUGAGAGACACAGUUCUGGAAGAUUUGGGGACUGAUGAAUCCAUAUCAGAGAGUGCAGAUCAGAACGUAAAGUUCAAGUCCAAUCCUUUACAGUCAGACAACAAGAUUGAGGACAACACUCAUGAACAGAUGAGAGACACAGUUCUGGAAGAUUUGGGGACUGAUGAAUCCAUAUCAGAGAGUGCAGAUCAGAACGUAAAGUUCAAGUCCAAUCCUUUACAGUCAGACAACAAGAUUGAGGACAACACUCAUGAACAGAUGAGAGACACAGUUCUGGAAGAUUUGGGGACUGAUGAAUCCAUAUCAGAGAGUGCAGAUCAGAACGUAAAGUUCAAGUCCAAUCCUUUACAGUCAGACAACAAGAUUGAGGACAACACUCAUGAACAGAUGAGAGACACAGUUCUGGAAGAUUUGGGGACUGAUGAAUCCAUAUCAGAGAGUGCAGAUCAGAACGUAAAGUUCAAGUCCAAUCCUUUACAGUCAGACAACAAGAUUGAGGACAACACUCAUGAACAGAUGAGAGACACAGUUCUGGAAGAUUUGGGGACUGAUGAAUCCAUAUCAGAGAGUGCAGAUCAGAACGUAAAGUUCAAGUCCAAUCCUUUACAGUCAGACAACAAGAUUGAGGACAACACUCAUGAACAGUGCUCUUAUUAG